Messenger RNA from Suillus clintonianus, 1154 nucleotides. RefSeq names its product Alpha/Beta hydrolase protein. NCBI's taxonomy places the organism in Eukaryota, Fungi, Basidiomycota, Agaricomycetes, Boletales, Suillaceae. The record is from RefSeq and is a predicted model, not a curated record. The transcript has 7 exons. The coding region runs from base 41 to 1087 and encodes 348 amino acids.
GUGAGCCUAAUAUGCUUUCUUUGUUCAACUUAUAAUAGUCAUGGAUACCGCCGUAACAUCAGUCACUUCCCAAACCACCAUGUCGCCAGCGCACGACCAGGUUUUGGGCCCCGAAUAUGAGACACUUUUCGACCCCGACACAUGCACUCGCAGAGGUCUUUGUCCUGUAACACAGAUUCGCAAACAGGGAGGUCCGCUUGAGAGCCAUUCUUUGUACUAUGAGCAACACGGCACUGGACCUGAGAAGGUCGUCUUUAUCAUGGGCGUCAAUAGCACAUCCUUUGGAUGGUUAUCUCAGGUCGAGUACUUCGGGAGACUUCCCCAGUACUCGGUACUAGUUUUCGACAAUCGCGGUGUGGGUAUGAGUGGUACUCCGAGGGGUCCGUACACAACGAGCGGCAUGGCCGAGGACGUCAUAACAUUACUCGACUAUCUGAAAUGGAACGAAGAACGUAGCAUUCACGUUGUAGGCAUCUCAAUGGGCGGAAUGAUAUCACAAGAGCUUGCAGAUCGUAUACCCGAUAGAAUAAUUUCCCUGAGCCUCAUUGUCACCACCGCGGGCGGUCAAUUCUGGCUGAAUAUGCCACCUUGGAAAGGUUCUACGUCACUGGCAAGGCUGUUGAUGACAGGAGACCCUGACGUAAAGGUUCCCAUCCUAAUGGAUAUGCUAUACCCCCGAGCAUGGCUAGCGGAGAAGGCCAAAGAUGACCCAGAGGGAAGGACCAACUUAGAAGUCCAGUCGUCUUUUUACCAUUGGCGUCUGAAGAUCACCCGGCCCCAAACACCCAUAGGUGCUUUGUCACAAAUGUAUGCAGGGCUCACUCACUAUGUCUCACCCGCGCGACUGCGCAAGAUAUCCUCAUCGAUACCUAAAGUUGUCAUCCUAACAGGCGACCAGGAUGAUGUAAUACGUAGUUCUGACAGUCGCCACCUACAUCGUCAUAUGCCCGAGGCCGAGUUUCAUUGGUGGGAGGGGACGGGCCAUGGAAUUUCGGCGCAGUGGAAGACAAGGUUCAAUGAACUCUUGGAGAAGACGUUUGAAGCAGGGAGGCUAUCAGUUGCGGCUGCAAGUGUAGACACGAACUGAACUGUUACCUUUACCUGGACCCACUACCUGUAGUAUGCGCGUAUACCUAUAUUAUUACCCAUGGACC